AUGGGCUCUCUGACUAAACAAGCUGCGGCAACUGUUGCUACAGACUGGCAAAAAAUAUUGACUCCAGAGCAAUUCUAUGUUACAAGAGAAAAAGGAACUGAACUGCCAUUUAGUGGGAUGUAUCUGAAUAACAUGGAAUCAGGAAUAUACUACGACCUGUGCUGCGAUGCCCCACUGUUCAGCUCAGAAAAGAAGUACAAUUCUGGGACUGGAUGGCUGCCAUUUUCUGAGGCUUAUGGUACUUGUGGCAGAGAUGGAAGUAAUACCAGUAUCAUGAGACAACCAGAUAACUUGUUUGGAUCAACUCAAACUGAAGUUGUCUGCAAACAGGUAUUGUGACAUCUAGGCCAUGUGUUUGAUGAUGGGCCCACACCUUCUGGGCAGAGGUUCUGUAUCAACAGCGUUUCAUUAAACUUCAGACCAGGCUCUGGUCAGUGA
This is a messenger RNA of Phalacrocorax carbo (great cormorant), 438 nucleotides long. The record is from RefSeq and is a predicted model, not a curated record. NCBI's taxonomy places the organism in Eukaryota, Metazoa, Chordata, Aves, Suliformes, Phalacrocoracidae.